Diospyros lotus (date-plum) is the source of this 2144-nucleotide messenger RNA. Its product is annotated as putative glutamine amidotransferase GAT1_2.1. Lineage: Eukaryota; Viridiplantae; Streptophyta; Magnoliopsida; Ericales; Ebenaceae. Gene Ontology annotation, cellular component: cytosol. The transcript has 4 exons. The record is from RefSeq and is a predicted model, not a curated record. The coding region runs from base 92 to 1390 and encodes 432 amino acids. Gene Ontology annotation, molecular function: hydrolase activity, acting on carbon-nitrogen (but not peptide) bonds, in linear amides.
UCUUUUCUCACUUACGCGGCGCCUCGUCUCGCCUGCUCUCUCUCUCUCUCUCUCUCUCGUAGUAACACACAGGCAGGAGGAAACUAAAACUAUGUCCAUGGCAGUCACUGAUCUCUCCGUGAUCCUUCCCCGGGUUCUCAUCGUCUCCCGGCGGACCGUUCGCAAGAACAAGUUCGUAGAUUUCGUCGGUGAAUAUCAUCUGGAUCUGAUCGUCGGCUACGGAGCGGUGCCGGUGAUCGUUCCCCGAGUCAGCGGCGUACACAUGCUGUUAGACAGCUUCGAGCCCAUCCACGGCGUUCUUCUCUGCGAAGGAGAAGACAUCGACCCGUCGCUUUACCAGCCCGAAACGUCCGGCCUCUCGCCUGAAGAACUUGACGAAAUCCGGCGACUCCACGUGAGCGACACCGCCAUUGACAAGGAAAAGGACACGAUCGAGUUCCGACUCGCCAAGCUCUGUUUGGAACGGAACAUUCCUUACCUCGGAAUUUGCCGAGGAUCGCAGGUUCUAAACGUGGCCUGUGGCGGCACGCUUUACCAAGACGUCGAGAAAGAAUUGUCCAAGAAACUGCCGGAAAACCAGAGAGUCGCUCACAUCGAUUACGAUAACUACGACGGCCACCGCCAUGCGGUUAAGGUAGUGGAAACGACGCCGCUGCACCGCUGGUUCAAGGAAUCUCUCGAUAACGGGGAAAUGGAGAUUUGGGUCAACAGUUACCACCAUCAGGGCGUCAAGAAAUUGGCCCAGCGCUUCGUUCCGAUGGCCUUGGCGCCGGACGGGCUGGUCGAAGCGUUCUACGAUCCGGACGCUUAUAACCCGGAAGAGGGCAAGUUCAUAAUGGGGCUCCAGUUUCAUCCGGAGAGAAUGCGGCGGCCGGAUUCCGACGAUUUCGAUUAUUCGGGAUGCCCCUCUGCUUAUCAGGAAUUUGUGAGGGCGGUGAUUGCUUAUCAGAAGAGGCUGAACAGCUCCACCAGCGUGCCGAGAUCCUUGAAGCUCGAUCAAGAAAUGGAGAACCGGAGAAAAGCAAUAAUUAGAAGCUUCUCUCUCGCCAGAAACAUAUACGCCCACGGCAUUGAGAAUGGGAUUAAUCCCUCCAAGGAAUCUGAAUCUGAGCUCGAAGCUGGAGCAGAGUUCCUGGAGUCGAACACGGCAUUGAGCGUGCAGCAACAGAAGAGGCUGAAGCAGAUGGGGGCGACGGUGAGGAAUUCGUCGUCGUACAUCGACAAGCUGAAGCUGAAUGCGGAGAGGGAGAGCCUGGCGAGGAAAGUGGUGGGGAAGAUGUCGGUGGAGCAGAUAUCUGAUCUCAUGUCCUUCUAUCACAUGAUGGGGCAGAUCUGCUCCGACGUUUUGGAGAGAAAGCUUCACGGCAUUGUCAACGAGCUUGGCCCUUGAUCAUCACAUGAAACUCGCAUCUUCUUCUUCUUCUGCCCCUUUCCUAUCUACUGAUUCCCUUUGUAUCUACCCUCUUCCUGGCUCUGAUUUUCCGAGAAAGUAAUGGAAAAUGGUGUAUUUUUCUCGCCGUGGAUAGAUGGGUGCAUGGUGUGGGUAUAUUGGUGGGUUGGUUGAGUGCUUUGUUUGUGGGUUAACUUGAGAGUUGUACGGCGGAGGUGGCGUGAAAGGGAGAGCACAAGCGAUGAGUCAGUGGUUAUCUAGUGGCCAAUUCCGUGAAACCACGUUUGAAAAGUGGUUCCAGAACUACUAGUAGUAACUAGUAGUGGUGGUUGCCAAUUUUUUUGGUAACAAAGUUCUUAGAAAUCCUGGGAAGUAUCCGUCUUCUUCUAGAUUUAAGAAGGAUGGAUUAAAUGGUCAUUCCACACACAUCCAUAUAAUUUUUUAUUAUAUUGUAUGCCCUUGUCUCUCAAACCGCCAAUUUUGUGUUGUGUACUUUACAAAUAAUGUUAUUUAAUCAUACUUUAUAAUUGUAAAUAGUAAUAGUAAUCUUAUUGUCUAAAAUAAAAUUAUCAUUUAAAAGUGUUAGUUAUCCUUGGCUUGCACGAGAUAAAACAGAGCCGAGAUCCACCUAGAGAAGUAAUAAGUGGGUAGGAAAGAAUUCCCGGGCCCAAUAAAAGGAAACUGGAUUUGAAGGAGCCCAUUCUCCAAAGGGCUUUCACGUACUCACUCUAUCUAUCCAGAAAGAAUUUGUAGG